Terrapene triunguis (Three-toed box turtle) is the source of this 750-nucleotide messenger RNA. It is a transcript of the gene PFDN5, whose product is annotated as prefoldin subunit 5. The coding region runs from base 23 to 490 and encodes 155 amino acids. The transcript is spliced from 6 exons. The record is from RefSeq and is a predicted model, not a curated record. Gene Ontology annotation, biological process: regulation of DNA-templated transcription; protein folding. Lineage: Eukaryota; Metazoa; Chordata; Testudines; Emydidae. Gene Ontology annotation, cellular component: prefoldin complex; cytoplasm.
CGCUCAUUGACUCUCACCCAAGAUGGCGCAGCAGGUGAACAUCACGGAGCUGACGCUGCCGCAGCUCGAGGUGCUGAAGAACCAGCUGGACCAGGAAGUGGAGUUCCUCUCCUCCUCCAUCGCCCAGCUCAAGGUGGUGCAGACCAAGUACGUGGAAGCCAAGGACUGUCUGAAUGUGCUCAACAAAAGCAAUGAAGGGAAGGAGCUGCUAGUCCCGCUAACCAGCUCUAUGUACGUCCCCGGGAAGCUCUCCGACGUUGGCCACGUGCUGGUAGACGUGGGGACAGGCUACUACGUAGAAAAGACAGCAGACAAUGCCCGAGAUUUCUUCAAAAGGAAGAUCGACUUCCUGACCAAACAGAUGGAGAAAAUUCAGCCGGCCCUGCAGGAAAAACAUGCCAUGAAACAAGCUGUGAUGGAAAUGAUGAGCCAGAAGAUCCAGCAGCUAACGGCCAUGGGGGCUUCACAGGCUGCAGCAACGAAGGCAUAGCCUUUGGCAUUGGUCCCCCGGGCCCCGCACGCCGUGGCUUGACUGAGGCAUUUUGUUCUGUUACGAGCAGAGUCUUAAAAUCACCGAGGAAGCAGCUGGGGCCGAAACCCUCCCAGCCGUCGGGAGGCAUCUGCUCUUUGUGCUGGUGGCUGUUACGUGCGCGCAGUGUCUUAAAUGCAAACCUGGGGGAAACGCUUCCCCUUUUGUAUGUGGCAGGUGAUAUCAAUGUGCCAGAUAAAUUAAAGCAGUGCUGAAUGGUA